GACGUCUGCUACCUCGCUUUUAUGGCUCAAAUGAGCCCGUCUCUCUACCCCCGGUUAAAGAAUUAUCAACACGAGAAGAAAAGAUGGCCCUAAAAUUUGCGGCGAAUUUGUCCUUUUGUUUUUUAGAACACGAUAACUUCCUUGAUAGAUAUCAAGCGGCAAAAAAUGCAGGUUUCAAGGGUGUAGAAUCAGGCUUUCCACUGGAUAUCCCUAUCAACGAAUUAUACAACACUAGAGAAAAUGUACAGAUAGAACAAGCACACAUGAACGCUUUUGAUGGAAAUUCCAAAGGACUUGGUGCAGUCCCUGGUAGAGAAGAAGAAUUUAAGCAAUGUUUAGAAUUGUCUAUUAAAUAUGCUGAAGCUGUUAAGUGUGCGAGAUUACAUGUGUUAGCUGGUGUCUACCCUGGAAAUGUGGAUAAAACAGAUAACAAGUUAGCAGCUUUGUGGGAGGAGACAUACAUUAGGAAUAUGAGAUAUGCUGCUCAAAGACUUCAAGAGUGUGGGAUCACUCUUUUAGUAGAGCCAAUCAGUUCAAUUCCAGGAUAUUUUUUGACUCACACACAGCAAGCAAUUGAUUUAAUCAAGAAAGUGGGUCACAGUAACAUGAAACUCCAACUGGACUUAUAUCAUCAUCAACGAACAGCUGGCAAUUUGACACAAACUCUGAUUGACUCCAUGCCUUAUGUUGGACAUAUUCAAAUAAGCCAAGUACCAUCACGGAAUGAACCUGAUACAGAUGGUGAAAUCAACUACCCAUACAUAUUCCAUCAAAUUGCAAAAUUAGGAUACAAGGGAUGGAUAGGCUGUGAAUACCAUCCUAGAGGUCGAACAGAAGAUGGUUUAGCAUGGUUAGCACCUUAUCUAGUUGAUUAAAGAAAUAAAGUUUCCCAAAUUUUUAACAGGAGAAGUCAGAUUCCGCAUUCCGGUGACGUGAAAUCAUACUUCGAGAAUGGAGGUGGAAUUAGCCCAGUGGACAAAACUGGUUAUGCCAAUCGACUGAGAACUUUUUAAAACUGUAACAAAAUUUUGGGUGUUCCAAGUCAUACCUCAUACCACAAAGAAGCUGCUCCUGACCUAUUUGUUUUCACACGUCGAGAUAUGUAUAAGAUAGUAUUUUUAAAAGAAAUUAAUGGUAGAUAUAGUUAGAUGUAUUUUUUCUUUGUAUUGUAAAUUAAUGGUAUUAGUUCGCGUUGACGGUGAUAGCGAACUGGUAUUUGUAUGACAAUUACAGUCUAUCUGAAGUUUUCUGAA
This is a messenger RNA of Orbicella faveolata, 1253 nucleotides long. Its product is annotated as putative hydroxypyruvate isomerase. The record is from RefSeq and is a predicted model, not a curated record. Gene Ontology annotation, biological process: glyoxylate metabolic process. NCBI's taxonomy places the organism in Eukaryota, Metazoa, Cnidaria, Anthozoa, Scleractinia, Merulinidae. Gene Ontology annotation, molecular function: hydroxypyruvate isomerase activity.